Molecule: messenger RNA, 4084 nt
Organism: Callithrix jacchus (white-tufted-ear marmoset)
Lineage: Eukaryota; Metazoa; Chordata; Mammalia; Primates; Cebidae
Gene: GNA12
Product: G protein subunit alpha 12
Biological process (GO): adenylate cyclase-modulating G protein-coupled receptor signaling pathway; Rho protein signal transduction
Cellular component (GO): cytoplasm; heterotrimeric G-protein complex; brush border membrane
Molecular function (GO): GTPase activity; guanyl nucleotide binding; D5 dopamine receptor binding
Source: RefSeq, a predicted model, not a curated record
UUUCGGCGUCGACCCCGCCCCGAGGCCGGAAAGGCCGCCCGCCUCCCUUGGCAGGAUAAGCCAAUCGGAGGACUCUCAUGGCCGGAUGAACGGCAGCCGGCCCAAUCCGUCGGGCCUCACGCGGCGCCGCCCCGCCCCUCCGCCGGGCCCGAGUGGCGGCCGGGCGACGAGUACGGGCCUCGGAGCAACUGCAACGGCGGCGGUGGCGGACGCGGCCUGAGGCGACCGGCGGGGCGUGGGGCGGCGCCUCGGCCCGGGCUCGCCCUCGCCGGCGGGAGCGUCCAUGGCCCCCGGGCGCCGGCGGGGCGCGGCCGCGGCCUGAGGGGCCAUGUCCGGGGUGGUGCGGACCCUCAGCCGCUGCCUGCUGCCGGCCGAGGCCGGCGGGGCUCGCGAGCGCAGGGCCGGCGGCGCGCGCGACGCGGAGCGAGAGGCCCGGAGGCGCAGCCGCGACAUCGACGCGCUGCUGGCCCGCGAGCGGCGCGCGGUGCGGCGCCUGGUGAAAAUCCUGCUGCUGGGCGCUGGCGAGAGCGGCAAGUCCACGUUCCUCAAGCAGAUGCGCAUCAUCCACGGCCGCGAGUUCGAUCAGAAGGCGCUGCUGGAGUUCCGCGACACCAUCUUCGACAACAUUCUCAAGGGCUCCAGGGUUCUUGUCGAUGCACGAGAUAAACUUGGCAUUCCUUGGCAGUAUUCUGAAAAUGAGAAGCAUGGGAUGUUCCUGAUGGCCUUCGAGAACAAGGCGGGGCUGCCCGUGGAGCCUGCCACCUUCCAGCUGUAUGUCCCAGCCUUGAGCGCGCUCUGGAGGGAUUCUGGCAUCAGGGAGGCUUUCAGCCGGAGGAGCGAGUUUCAGCUGGGGGAGUCAGUGAAGUACUUCCUGGACAACUUGGACCGGAUCGGCCAGCUGAAUUACUUUCCUAGUAAGCAAGACAUCCUGCUGGCUAGGAAAGCAACCAAGGGGAUUGUGGAGCAUGACUUCGUUAUUAAGAAAAUCCCCUUUAAGAUGGUGGAUGUGGGCGGCCAGCGGUCUCAGCGCCAGAAGUGGUUCCAGUGCUUCGAUGGGAUCACGUCCAUCCUGUUCAUGGUCUCCUCCAGCGAGUACGACCAGGUCCUCAUGGAGGACAGGCGCACCAACCGGCUGGUGGAGUCCAUGAACAUCUUCGAGACCAUUGUCAACAACAAGCUCUUCUUCAAUGUCUCCAUCAUUCUCUUCCUCAACAAGAUGGAUCUCCUGGUGGAGAAGGUGAAGACCGUGAGCAUCAAGAAGCAUUUCCCGGACUUCAGGGGUGACCCGCACCGGCUGGAGGACGUCCAGCGCUACCUGGUCCAGUGCUUUGACAGGAAGAGACGGAACCGCAGCAAGCCGUUGUUCCACCACUUCACCACUGCCAUUGACACCGAGAACGUCCGCUUCGUGUUCCAUGCUGUGAAAGAUACCAUCCUGCAGGAGAACCUGAAGGACAUCAUGCUGCAGUGAGCAGGAGAGCCCCAGUUUCCAGCGUCUGUCAACAGCCUCCGAGGCUGCGGCUCAGGCUCUGUGGUGUGUAUCGUCUCUGUGGUCCUUGAGUGGGUUUCUCCGAUCCGUGCCCUCAAAUACCUGGCUCCAGAAUGCUGUCAGCCCAGCCCAGCCAGCAAACUCCAGGCAAAAGGACAUGGACACUGUCAUGUUAGCUACUGAAUCCUGGGGACGAGUAAAACUACUGAAAAUCCAAGGGAUCAUUGUGUUAUUAAUACGGAACAUCUAAUAACACUGCUUGCUUUUCUUUACAGAAAUGUUACUCUUUUUCUGACACAAUUUAAUUGAGGACUCUGUGUGUGUGUCUGUGUGUGCGUGCGCGCGCACGCUCUGUCUUUAAUGACAAAAUCACAAAAACCAGCUGGCCUUGCAGAUGGCUUUUCUAACUUGCAAGUCUUCCCUGAGACGGACUAACCUGAGAGCUUUGCCUAACGGUAGCUUGUAGAGAUCCAGUGCACUCCAGUGCUGCUAAACUCAGUGCCUGAGCCCGGCCCUGCAGCCCCAGCCGCAGUGUCUGAAGGCCACCUCCCAAAGGGAGCAUGUUGCCUUUGCAAACUCCCGUGCCAGUUUUCCUAAGAGCCCCUCAUCCAGCCUUUUAGAUAAAGCUGAGGAGCCAUGCCUAGGAUCCCCUCCCAGCUCUGAGGACAGGAUGGGGGACUCUGCAGGUGUGGAUUCACCUCAACGCCCCUGCAGGGGGCUCAGUCCUUCCUGCCCUGCCAGAUGCCCAGCAGCACAACAUGGAGUGAGACAGGAUGCCUGCGGUGACUGCUGCUCCGUUCAUGCGCACAGCGGUGCUCUUCACCCCUAGCCACCCCCACCCAACCUGAUGGCAAAGACAGAAACCAAGUCGCCUUGCAGAUGGCUUUCCCAUCCUGCAAGUCAUCUGCUCACAUGCAGUUGGCAGCACAUAGCGCUUCCUUCUUUCAGAAACAUUCCUCUUCUGGGGCUUCAGAAAACUGGCAAGGCAAUGAGCAGCGCUUUUGUUAAUGUCCCAGCUGCUUGGCGAGCUAACAGCUGACCUUUCAGGAAGCCCACAAAUGCUGGAGGAAUCUGGGUUUCUCCGCAUUGCCACUCCACCAGUGCCUUCAGUUUCAUUGGGAACGGCCACGCCUGUUCUCAGCUCUCCUAAGGCUGAUUCUCAUCAAGGCCCCUCACUUCUGUGACUGCUUGCAAAACAAGUAAACACUCUCGGAUGCCGCUGUCCUGGGGGAGUCCACCCGAAGCUUGUGAAUGUUGACAUGAGCUGGCCAAUCCUGGGCCCAGCUCACUUGUCCAGCUACCUGCCAGGUGUCUUUUACUGUGUUUAAAAUACAUUGCAUUCCAAGCUGGUCCCCUCUGUGUAUCACUCUACUGAGAAAUCCUGCCUAGUAUGUUUGGGGAUGUGUCCUAGCAUUAAAAGCAAAUGAAAAGCUUCCUCUUAUUUGGCACCCAAAUGUUGCUGUGGCUCAGUCAUACAUCCCAGGGCCCUGUCCCAAGGCCAUGCUGCCCCUGACCCCGAGCCCCUCUGCAGCUCAUUCUGGGCUUGUUUUCCCGCAAACCCGAUCAACAGAAGCUCUGGGGCAGAUGCAGAAGCAGAAAGAGGAGGGAGGGGGACCUGCCUCUGGGUCACCCUGUCAGCACAGCGUUUUCAUUAGGAGACAGCAUGGACUCUCUCUCUCUCGUGGUGCUCAAGGGUUUGCUGGGCUUACAGCUCUUAUUUUGGCUGGAUGAUGAAGUUGCUGUUUUCGUACUGCUUCCUUUGGCUCUUCACAGAUCUAAAGGAUGUGACGAGGGAUUAAUGCCAAUGACCACAUUUUAAAGGAGAAAGAAAACUCUUGGUGGUUCCCUCGGGAUGGUCUCGGGUCACAUUUUCAGUUUUCAGCAGUGAAGUGCAGCUCAGUCCACGGCAUGGUGAGCUUUGUGUGCUGCUGGGGUCAGCUUUCACUAUCCCCCAUGUUUGUCAGGACCCAGAGCCCAGAGGAGUACAAGCAGGUCCUCCACAAACUUGGAGUGCCUCUUGGUGGCGCUGUUGGAGGCAGCACCACCAUGAUUGGCGUGGCAGGGGAGUUGUUUGAAACACCUUCCUGAGUAGUCCCGCCUGGUCAGUGAGUGCUUGUUUUCCUUUAAACAGUCUGGCAUAUUUACUAAUCGCUUUCAAACCGGAAGCAUGAGAGUAAGGAGCUGUUGUGAGGUCUGUUUAACUCGAUAGAAAGUACAGUGGAAUGACUCCCGGCCCAGGUUCUUGACUCGCUCAGCCACUGACCCCACCACCCUGGCCUUGCUGAGCUGGACUUCCUCCUCUUCCUCAUGACCAGGGUGAAUUAGGAAGUUUUUAAAGACACCCCCUUCCAAAUUCUAUAACGCAUUGUCAUUGGAGAAGGUAACUCUUUGCAGGACUAAACUAUCAUCAUUUACAACUUUUCUAUACAUAGACUGUAGUCAUUUUUGUCUCCAGAACAUUAGGCUUUUGUAUUUUUUAAUUUUAAUUUCACUGUUAAUCUUUAUUGUCUUUUUUAUUAAGAUGUUGGAAAAGCAGGAGGUAGUUGUGCCUCAUCAAUUAUUGCAAAAAUGUAACAAUAAACUUCCUCAAAGUAA